AUGGGUGCCCUCUUGUCUUUGCCGCUUCUCGCGGUCCCCAGCGUUGGUGGUAUCAUAUCCUUCGCUGCCAGCUGCUGCGGUGCUGCGACUUGUUCUAUGGUCUGCAGCGCAUGUGGCAAAUGCGGCAAUAGUGUCGCAACUCGAAUCGCAUACGCGCUCCUCCUCCUCGUCAAUUCGAUCAUCGCCUGGAUAAUGCUCACGCCUUGGGCGAUCAAAAAGCUGCAGAAACUCACCCUCGAUUAUGUUACGAUCAAUUGUCCCACAGGCGAAUGCCAUGGCUGGUUUGCCGUUCACCGAAUCAACUUUGCGCUUGGCCUCUUCCAUCUCAUUCUUGCUGGCCUGCUCUUUGGUGUCGCAACCUCAAAAAGUCCUCGCGCUGCUAUUCAGAACGGAUACUGGGGACCCAAGGUCAUUGCGUGGCUUGCCUUUGUUGUUCUCUCUUUCUUGAUUCCCGACAACUUCUUUUUGUUCUGGGGCAAUUACAUUGCCUUCGCUGCAGCUAUGUUGUUCCUCUUGCUCGGCCUUAUUCUGCUCGUUGAUCUGGCUCACAACUGGGCCGAAUACUGCCUCGCCCAAAUCGAGGAAACCGAUUCAAGAGUUUGGCGAUUCGUUUUGAUUGGCUCCACCCUGGGCAUGUACAUCGGCUCGCUUGCCAUGACCAUCGUUCAGUAUAUCUUCUUCGCCCAAGGUUCUUGCUCGAUGAACCAAGCUGUUAUCACCAUCAACCUUAUUAUGUGGCUUGGAAUUUCCAUCAUCUCUGUCAACCCGACUGUUCAAGAGUUCAACCCAAAGGCAGGACUUGCUCAAGCGGCCAUGGUGGCUGUUUACUGCACAUAUCUUACUAUGUCGGCUGUGUCUAUGGAGCCCAACAGCAAGUGCAACCCUCUGAUAAUGGGGUCAGGAACACGAACGACUUCUAUUGUUAUUGGCGCUAUUGUCACCCUGCUCACCAUCGCCUAUACCACCACCCGGGCCGCAACUCAGAGUCUUGGUCUGGGUAAUUCGAACGGUAUUCAGCUGCCGGAGGACGAUGAGCACGGUCUUGUGACGCAACAGCCAAGUGCUCGCCGUGAAAUGCGAGCAGAGGCCUUGCGUAGAGCCGUUGAAGAAGGCAGUCUGCCUGCCGAUGCUCUGCUCUCCGAUGACGAAAGUGAAGCUGGCGACACUCCUGUGGGAGACGAUGAGCGAAACAGGACUCAGUAUAGUUACUCUGUGUUCCACAUUAUCUUCUUCUUGGCUACUGCCUGGGUGGCUACCCUGCUCACCAUGAACUUCGACGAGUCCACUAAGGAUGGUGACUUUGCUACUGUUGGCCGUACCUACGCAGCAAGUUGGGUCAAGAUCGUCAGUGCCUGGGUCUGUUACGGCAUGUAUGCGUGGACUUUGGUGGCGCCUGUUGUCCUUCCCGACCGUUUUGACUUUGAUUAG
Fusarium sp. VM40 is the source of this 1428-nucleotide messenger RNA. Lineage: Eukaryota; Fungi; Ascomycota; Sordariomycetes; Hypocreales; Nectriaceae. The record is from the annotation of a GenBank genome assembly.